AUGGAGGCCGCGGGCCCCAGUGAAGCAAAGAGCGGCAAACGGAAGAUAGAGCCGGGCAAGACAACUGCCGACGCAGGGAACAGAGAUACCUUGAAGGACGAGGUCGUGAGCGAAGAAGGAGAAGAGGAGGAGGGUGAUGAUGAUGAUAGGAACGAUGAAGAAGGGGAAGAGGAUGAAGAUGACGCUGAAGACGAGGAGCCGCGACUCAAAUAUGCUCCGAUUACACCAGUCCUUGGUCCACUCUAUCGCAACAAGGAUGCUACAAGCACGUUCAUGACUGCCGGAAAUAAGAUGCAUGUGUACUCCGUCCCCUUUUUCCAACGCCUCCGAGUAUACCACGCUCAUUCAGCGAGCAUCGACUCCAUUUCCGUAUCCCCAUUUCCACCGCCUGCGCCUACAAAAGUAGAUUUCGCCCCUAUAAUACAGAGUGGUGGGUCAGGCGCGUCCAUAUCUGAGAGCCCAAAUGGAUCGAAACCACACCCAGUCACAAUACCACCAACUCCGUCAAACUCGAUAUAUAUUGCGACAUCUUCUAUGGAUGGAAACGUUUGUGUUGCGUCCUUAGUUGAUCCCAAAGAUGUAACACUCCGGAACUUUGGAAGGCCGGUCAGCGCAGUUGCAUUAUCGCCAGAAUAUAAAAGUGACAGAACUUAUGUCUCAGGAGGGAAAUCAGGAAACCUGGUCCUGACCAUUGGAGGUCGUGUUGGUGCAAGCUCAAACGCAACGUUGGGAGGCGCGAGUCCCACUGGUUGGUUUGGAUCGCUGGGCCUUGGAGGAAAUAAUGGGAAAGAUAGAAUUCUUCAUAGCGGCGAGGGGGCCAUAAGCUGCAUUAAGUGGUCAAGGUCCGGAAAAUACGUUGCCUGGGUGAAUGAAGAGGGCAUAAAGAUCAUGCGUUCGCAUUUACACCUUGAACAAGCGGAGGCAGAACAUGCAUGGGAACGAUUUGGCCAUACAGAUAGGCCACGGUCACAACUAUGGGAUGAAAUGGCUGGAGUAUGGAAACCCCGCGUUGUAUGGAUUGACGAGGAAUCGUUGGAGCGCGAAAAUGCAUCUCUAGUACAGGUGGAUGACGCCUCAACCCAAUCGCAACGAUUAGGAAGCCAUGGCCCCGAGAAACUGCUUGUUGGCUGGGGAGGCACAAUAUGGAUCAUAAAAGUCUCUCGUGGUGACCAAGCAGCAGGCAUUGGUAAGAAGAGGAUAGCCUCGGCUGAAAUCACGACCAAGCUACGAACAGAUUGUAUUAUAUCUGGUGUUUCGCUAUAUACCCAAAAUUUGUUACUUGUUUUGUCUUAUAUUAUCCCUGAGGAUGAGGAUCCUGGAACCCCUUCGAAGCAGGCUGGCCCUGCUCGUGGAAUUCGACGAAGGCAGAAUGGCCUCCAACCAGAGCUGCGACUAAUCGAUAUUGAUACUGAGGAAGAGCUGAGCGGUGAUAUCCUCUCCGUCCGAAAUUAUGAAAAUCUUUCUGCUUCGGAUUACCAUCUUGAUACUCUUCCACUGAGCCGCAUUGCUUCAACCACUCAAAGAGGAGCCUUAGAAUCGAUAACCGCCGGGCUUAUCGAUGCCACACUUUAUCCCAAACGUUUAUUUAGCUCGGGAACUAGCUCUAGAAGUAUGGGUAGUAAUGCGGACAAAGGAUCUGGUUUCCAGGUAACUGGUACGGUCGACUCUUCAGGCUUGCUUCAUGGUGGGAAAUACAACAAGGAGAUUGAAAUAGCUGCUACAGCAGGGAUCAGAGUCUUCGUACAUAGCCCGUAUGAUUGCAUACUUGCGGUUAAAAGGGGUUUCGAGGAUCGGCUGUCUUGGCUUGAUUCUCGCGAGCGGUAUGAAGAAGCUUGGGAACUACUUGAACAAAACCCAGAUGCUUUCAGUGCCGCUCCCGGGGAAGGAGAAGAGAGCCCUCCGGGAACCCCAACCCCGAGUGCUCCAGGCCAACCAGGUCUAUCUUUACUUGAUAGCUCUUCCAUUCGAACUACAAGCCAUUCUGGUAACUUUAAGUAUGAGCAGGAAAAGCGUCGUAUCGGCGAGCUAUGGCUAAAGCAGCUAGUUGGCCACGGAGAGUGGGAAAAGGCAGGGAACGUCUGCAACAAAGUUCUUCGAACUACUGCAGCAUGGGAUCACUGGAUCUGUGUUUUUGCGCGGAACAGAAAAUUCGACGAAAUCACUUCCCAUGUGCCAAUUGACAUUGAGCCUCCGUUACCAUCUUUUGUAUACGAGGUUAUCCUUGGCCACUAUGUUUCCCGCGAUCGAGCCAAGUUUAAUGAAUUGAUAGAGCUAUGGCCUUCUAAUCUUUUCGAGACGGAUAGCGUUACCGCGGCCAUACAAGACCAACUUGGCAUGACGGAGGAAGGAACUGAAGAUUGGAGGAAUCUCUUGAAUUGUCUUGCUAAGUUAUUCCUAGUUGGAGGACGCUAUCGCGAAGCUUUGCGGUGCUAUAUAAAACUCCAAGAUGGUGAUGCCGUUAUGGGUUUGAUUCGAGAGUAUCACCUGCUUGACUCCGUUUCUGAGGAUAUCCCAGGUUUUAUUUUACUCCGGGUACCAAAAAAUCGAAUAAAGACUGCUCCAACCGAUGAGCUAGAAGAGGCUACUUCUGAGCCCAUCAAGCUACUUGUGCGUGAGGCAGCUAAUGGUAUAGUCCAUCCUGAAACUGUAGUAUCGCAACUACAAGAGGCAGGCCUAGGACUUUUCCUUUAUUUCUACCUUCGUGCACUCUGGAGAGGAGACUUUAUGUCUAAAGAAGGAGGCAGGCCUGCUAUCAGAGCGCGUGGACACCACAGAACGGAAGCAGAGGCAGGCAAACUAGUCGCAGAUGAAGGGAGGAUAAUGAUCGACGGAUUUGCGGACACAGUUGUCGAACUCUUUGCGAAUUACGACCGCCCCUUACUCAUGCAAUUCCUGCAAUCAAGCACGUCGUAUUCCUACGACACAGCCUGUUCAAUUUGUGAGAGUCGCAACUUUACACCAGAGCUUAUUUAUCUCCUGUCUAAAACUGGACAAACAAAGCGGGCACUUCAGUUGAUCCUCUCUAGCUUGAAAGACAUAUCUCAUGCCAUUUCAUUUGCUAAAUCUCAGGAUGACCCAGACCUUUGGGACGAUUUGUUAUCGUAUUCAAUGGACAAACCGGAAUAUAUACGUGCGCUACUCACAGAAGCAAGCACGGCCAUUGACCCUAUAAAGCUUGUGAAGAGAAUUCCCAGCGGGCUCGAGAUCGAAGGCUUGAGAGAAGGUCUUACUAGAAUGAUUCGUGAGCAUGAUAUCCAAGCCAGUAUAAGCUUAGGGGUUGCAAAAGUUUUGGCUGGUGAGGUUGCCAUCCGAAUGGAUGCAUUGCGGAAAGGCCAACGGCAGGGGAUGAAAUUUAACGUUUGCCAUGACGAAGAUAGCGCCAUUGAGGAUGCUGAUGGUCCAGAUAAAGAUGUACAGCCACAUACAAACGGAGAGAUCCUCGGUGAGAAACAGAAGAGAGCAUCAAAUGAUGUCCCCCUAGGGCGAUGCGCGGGGUGUAAGGAGCCAUUUGUUGAGCAAGAAACGGAGACUAUUGUCGUCUUUGCAUGUGGCCACAUAUACCAUGUAUCUCACCUUCACGGCCCGUCAACACCUGAAGAGCAGGAAACUCCUCGGGAACAAGAUACAUCUUCACCGAAAUUUCACUAUCAGCCUUCUUCUAUUCAGUCCCCGACCCUUUCUCGUACCGUCGGCCUCAAGGUCACCAAUGCUAGGCUUUUAAGAGACGAAAUUGGCGACGGAUGCCGAAUAUGCGCUGAAUCUUUGAAGGACUCCACGCAGUAG
This is a messenger RNA of Nannizzia gypsea CBS 118893, 3783 nucleotides long. RefSeq names its product vacuolar protein sorting 41. The transcript is spliced from 4 exons. Gene Ontology annotation, biological process: vesicle-mediated transport; endosomal vesicle fusion; macroautophagy. Gene Ontology annotation, molecular function: protein binding. The coding region runs from base 1 to 3783 and encodes 1260 amino acids. The record is from RefSeq and is a predicted model, not a curated record. Gene Ontology annotation, cellular component: HOPS complex; late endosome. NCBI's taxonomy places the organism in Eukaryota, Fungi, Ascomycota, Eurotiomycetes, Onygenales, Arthrodermataceae.